This is a messenger RNA of Cicer arietinum (chickpea), 3477 nucleotides long. Its product is annotated as probable disease resistance protein At4g19520. Gene Ontology annotation, molecular function: ADP binding. The record is from RefSeq and is a predicted model, not a curated record. NCBI's taxonomy places the organism in Eukaryota, Viridiplantae, Streptophyta, Magnoliopsida, Fabales, Fabaceae. Gene Ontology annotation, biological process: defense response; signal transduction.
GUUGACUGCAGGUGUAAUUUAAAGUCCAGUUCUGUUUGGUCUUUCUCUUUAACUCCAUUGCUUUUUUCUAAGUUAUCUUGUAGCUCGUUCCAGAAUGAACAAGACCAAACGUGAAUCCAUUAGUAGCAUAAGUUUAUUUAUUUAUUAUCUAACUCUCUUGCUUAUUUCAAAACCAAGGGGUGUAGUUACAGACAAAAUUUCAAUUUCAAACAAGCAUUACUAUUCAACAAGUCCUGUGAUAUUUUCUCCUACCAUCUCAGUCCCUCAGAUAAAAUAUGAUGUCUUUGUUAGCUUCAGGGGUGUUGAUAUUCCCAAAAAUUUCCUUGGCGAUUUCCUUAAGGCUUUGUCACGAAAAAAAAUCGCUGUCUUUUCCGACAAGAACCUUAAAACAGGAGAUGAAAUAUCCACACUUGGAGCAAUUGAAGAUUCAUUGAUUUCAUUGGUCAUAUUCUCCCCAAACUUUGCAUCUUCACAAUGGUGUUUGGAUGAGCUUGUGAAAAUAGUUGAGUGCAGAGCAAGGUAUGGUAGUAUUGUAAUACCAGUUUUCUACCAUGUGGAUCCAAAAGUUGUACGGCAACAACAUGGGGCUUAUGGUGAUGCUUUUGCUCAACAUGAACAAAAGUAUCCUUUGAGUAAGGUGCUAAGCUGGAGAUCUGCUUUGAAGCAAUGUGCCGAUAUUUCAGGAUUAGAUUCAUCAGUUUUUUCGGAUGAUGCUGAGCUUGUUGAAGAAAUACUUAAGAUUGUGUUGAUGAAGUUGAAUCAAGUGGACCAAGUUAAGCCAAAAGGACUUGUAGGAAUUGAAAGGCAAAUUUCACCUAUAAAAUCAUUGUUACAUUUAGAGUCAGAAGAAGUUCUUGUUCUUGGAAUUUGGGGUAUGGCUGGUAUAGGUAAAACAACUAUUGGUGAAGAAGUAUUUCGUAGACUUCAUUCUGAAUACGAAAGUUGUUAUUUUAUGGCUAAUGUAAGAGAAGAAUUAGAAAGAUGGGGCACAAACAGUUUGAAGUUAAGAAAAAAUCUUUUAUCCACUUUAUUAGAAGAAGACUUGAAAGAUGACAUGAUAAAUGGAUUAUCUCCUUUGGUUAAGAAAAGGCUUAGCCGCAUGAAGGUUCUUAUUGUUCUUGAUGAUGUCAAAGAUGCUAAGCAACUAGAAGUUUUUGUUGAAAUAGUUUAUUCAUUAGGACCAGGAAGUAGAAUCAUCAUAACUACUAGAGAUAAGCAAGUACUUGCUGGAAAAGUUGAUGAUAUAUACGAGGUUGAGCCAUUGGACUCUGAUGAAUCUUUCGAGCUUUUCAAUUUGCAUGCCUUUAAAAAACUAGAGCAUCUUGAAAUGGAGUACUAUAAUCUAUCAAAGAAGAUGGUAGAUUAUACUAAAGGCAUUCCAUUAGUUAUUAAAGCUUUAGCUAACCACCUUUGUGGAAAAGAUAAGGCUAUAUGGGAAACAAAGCAGAUUAAAAUAUUCAAUGAGAUUAUUAGAUUGAUGUACAAUGACCUUGACUAUUAUGAAAAGAAUAUAUUCUUGGAUAUUGCCUGCUUUUUUGACGGAUUGAAUUUCAAAGUUGACCUCAUAAAACUUCUAUUGAAAGAUCCUUAUUGUUCAGUGGGCUUUAUAUUAGACAGGCUAAAAGAUAAAGCUCUCGUAACUAUUGACAAACAAAAUGUUGUGUCAAUGGAUGACAUAAUACAAGAAACAGCUCGGAAGAUUGUUCGACAAGAAUCUGUUGAAGAACCUGGGAGCCGUAGCCGACUAUUGGAUCCGGAUGACAUUUAUCAUGUACUGAAAGACGACCAGCAGGGAAGUAAGGCCAUCAGAAGUAUGGCCAUCAACCUAUCAAAAAUGAAGGAGCUGCAGUUAAACCCCCAAGUAUUUGCCAAGAUGAACAGAAUGAAAUUUUUGGAUAUUUAUACUACGGGGUCUCAUAAUCAAAGGAGUUUGUCUCUUCCUCAAGGGCUUGAAUUCUUACCUAAUGAACUAAGAUAUCUUCGUUGGGAGUAUUACCCUUUGGAAUCCUUACCAUCCAAGUUUUCUGCAGAAAACCUUGUCACACUGAACUUGCCUUAUAGCCAACUGAAAAAACUUUGGCAUGGAAUGAAGGAUAUUGCGAAUUUGAAUGUCCUUAUACUCCAUUCAUCCACACUCCUAACAGAACUCCCAGACUUUUCAAAGGCCACAAAUCUUACAGUAAUGGAUCUCCAUUUCUGUGUAGGGUUGAUUAGUGUCCAUCCCUCAGUUUUCUCUCUCAAAAAGCUGGAGAAACUGGACCUGAGUGGAUGCAUUUCCCUUACAAGCCUUCAAAGUACUACUCAUUUAGGCUCCCUUAGUUCUCUAUCCCUCUACAACUGCACAGCACUGAGGGAAUUCUCAGUGACCUCAAAGAAUAUGAACCAAUUGAAUUUAGAACACACUGGUAUCAAACAACUACCUUCGUCAUUUGGACUUCAAACCAAACUUGAAAAGUUACAUCUAGGACACACUCACAUUGAGACCUUGCCUAAAAGCAUAAAAAAUCUUACAAGGUUGAGACAUCUCGACUUGCAUCAUUGCGGGGAGCUUCAAACUCUACCAGAGCUUCCCCCGUCGGUAGAAACACUAAAUGUUGAUGGGUGUAUAUCACUGGAGAAUGUAGCGUUCGGUUCAACUACUAGUGAACAACUUAAGGAAAAGAAGAAAAAGGUCACAUUCUGGAAUUGCCUUAAAUUAAAUGAACCUUCUCUCAAGGCUAUUGAGUUGAAUGCGCAAAUUAACAUGAUGAACCUUUCACACCAACAUAUAUCCACAUGUGAUGGUGAUUGUGAUCAUGAUCAUGAUCAUGGUCAAGGAAUGUACGUGUAUCCAGGUAGCGAGAUUCCAGAGUGGUUGGAAUAUAGUACAACUACACAUGACUACAUAACUAUUGAUCUUUCUUCUGCUCCUUAUUUCUCUCAGUUGGGCUUCAUUUUUGGCUUCAUCAUUCCAACCAUCUCAUCAGAGGGUUUGACUCUAACAUUUAAAAUCAGUGAUGGUGACGGUGAAGACGAAGGUGAAGGUAUAAAAGUGUACUUGGACAGACCGCGUCAAGGAAUUGAAUCGGAUCAUGUGUAUCUAAUGUCCGAGCCAAGAUGUUCACAUUACCUAGCUAGCCGAGCCAAUGAUCAGUCAAAGAUUAAAAUUAAGGUUAGAGCAGCAUCAAGAACACUGACAUCAGGGUACAUGCCAGUGCAGUUAAGAGGAUUUGGAGUUAGCCUAAUAACCCCUUCAAAAUAUGACAAGUUUAAACAGCAAUUGGAGUUGGGUGAUGGUAGUGUUAUUCCAAAUAAUAUGUGUUCAGUUGAAGAGGGACCAAAUUUUCUAGGAAUUUAAAAUGCUAAAUAAUGUUUUACUUGUAUGUUUUAAUUUUAUUAAGGUAUUUUGAACAUGAAAUCAGACUUUGAAUAGCCCUUGUGGCAGCUUGUAUUGCUGUGAAUUAAGUUUAUAAGUGUUUGAUUAACUUGUUUCCAAUC